Messenger RNA from Danaus chrysippus (African queen), 1932 nucleotides. NCBI's taxonomy places the organism in Eukaryota, Metazoa, Arthropoda, Insecta, Lepidoptera, Nymphalidae. The record is from the annotation of a GenBank genome assembly.
AUGGGAGAUAAUACUAAUGAUACUAAGAAACCGGCGAUGACUGAGGAGGAAAGGAUUGCUCUGUGUAAAAAAUUGGACAAAGAACUUGACGAUUUUAUAGAUGGUUUGGAGAAAAAGAGGUAUACAGAAGGAUGGCCAGAAGACCGGUGGGAGGAGGAAAUGGACAAGCAUCCGUUCUUUAUGAAGUCCACUCCUGAAGAUGGUGAGCUAUCACCAUUAGCCGAGGGUCUCGCCAAACUGAAAUAUGAUCCCGAAGAAAACACUCCAUUAGAAUUAGCCACCAAUUACAAAGACGAUGGAAAUUUUAACUUCAAACACAAGAAUUAUCGACUUGCUAUUAUAGGGUACACAGAAGGUAUCAAGGUAAAAUGUGAUGAUGCGGAAAUAAACGCUAGUUUAUACAAUAACAGGGCUGCCGCACACUGGCAUCUCAAGAACUACAGAUCAGCUUUGUAUGACAGCGAGAAAGCAUUGUCGUACAACCCUGAACACGAGAAAUCGAGAUUAAGAGCCGCAAAAUCUGCACUGCAGAUAUCAAAAUUUGAUACAUGCAUUGAACAUUGUCAGAAACUUCUAGAACAAAAACCAACAGAUAAAGAACUAUCUAAACUCAUGGCUGAUGCCAAAAAGAAAAAGUUACUGGUGGCAAGAGAUGAAAGAAAGAAAAAAAAGGUGGAAGCUAAGAAAAGCGAACAGAAGGAUUUAGUAAUAAAAGCUGUAAUAGAGCGAGGUAUCAAAAUAUCCAAAUGCGAAGAUGAAGAUGACGUAGAUCUAUCAAAAUUAGAACCAACUUUACCGGGAGCACAAGAUUCUAUAGUACAUUUAGAGGAUGGAAUAUUAAAAUGGCCGGUGUUAUUCCUAUAUCCUGAAUAUCAGACAUCGGAUUUCGUGAAAGCAUGUCCAGAGAACGUACCAUUGAUAAGUCAAUUGGAGCAACUAUUUCCAGCGCCAUGGGACGAAGCUAAUAAUUACAAGGCUAGCAGUAUUAACGUUUAUUACGAGGGUCGUGAUAAAAUGCCCCAUAUAGUUGAUCCGAAAAGGAAUUUAGGUGAACUGUUAGUUGCUAAAUAUUUUGAAUUGAAGGCCGGUACCCCGGCUUUUUUCGUUAUGGUACGCGGCAGUCGUGUGGAAAGCAGAUUCCUGGAAAGUUAUCUGUCCAAAGAAGAUAUCAAGGUAAGAACUAAUAAAGCAGAAAAGAUUGCUGGCUUAUACAGCAAGAGGGCUGCAGCACAUUGGCAACUCAAGAACUUUAAACAAGCAUUGUAUGAUUGUGAGAAAGCUUUGCUGCUCAACCCUGAUGAUGAUAAAGCAAGGCUAAGAGCUGCAAAAUCAGCAUUGGAAGCAGCUAAUUACGACGCUGCUAUUGAACAUUGUCAGAAACUGAUACAGAAAAAUUCCAAGGACAGAAAACUUUUUGAGCUUUUGGCUAUUGCUAAAAAGAAGAAGAUGGAGGCUCAGACGGAUAAAGAAUCAGCAUUAGUCCUAAAAACUGUAAUAGAGCGUGGCAUUAAAAUAUACAAAUGCGAAGAUGAACAUGACAUAGAUAUAUCAAAGUUAGAACCAACUUUACCAGCGGCUCGUGAUUCUAUGGUAUAUUUAGAUGAUGGCGUUUUAAAAUGGCCGUUGCUAUUACUAUACCCAGAAUAUGAAACCUCAGAUUUCCUGACAUCAUGUCCAGAGAAUGAGCCGCUGAUUAAGCAAUUGGAAAAACUUUUUCCAGCGCCUUGGGAUAGGGGUAAUAAAUACUGCACUAGCAAUAUUAACGUUUAUUACGAGGGUUGUGAUAAAAUGCCGCAUAUAGUUGAUCCGAAAAGGAAUUUAGGUGAACUGUUAGUUGAUAAAUAUUAUGAAUUGAAGGCCGGUACCCCGUCGUUUUUCGUUUUGAUACGCGGCAGUCUUGAGGAGAGUAGAUUUUUAGAAUGUUACAAGUAA